This is a messenger RNA of Diatraea saccharalis (sugarcane borer), 1501 nucleotides long. Lineage: Eukaryota; Metazoa; Arthropoda; Insecta; Lepidoptera; Crambidae. The record is from the annotation of a GenBank genome assembly.
AUGAACAAGUUUGCGACGCCAUGGGUGAUGGAUGAGAUGGAUGUGGUCAGGUCGUUACCGAACGACGAAUUUAACGUAGACCACAAUGAACAUGAACAGGUCGAGAGCAAGAACAACUUCUUGGAGUUGGCGAGUCAACGGUUCGAUGAUGACGUGUGGGAGGAUUCGCCGUCCGAGGAGGGCGCGGAUAUAGAGAGUGACGUCAUACUGCAGGCCAGAGAAGUCCUCGCGCAACCCUCGCGUGAGUACAUACUUCAUACGUUACCGCAGUACAGAUUUUAAUUUUGUCAAAUUAUAGCAUUAACAAUAAAUGCUACUUUUUUUUGCAGUUUUCCGUGAUUAAGUUGUUAAUAGUUAUGUUGUGAUAGGUUAUUAAAACAAAUUGGCUUUAAUAAUGUUUAUUUUAUUUUCUAUGAAAUUGAAAUGGAAUUAACUUAUUUGUUUGUCUAAUAUAAUGUUGUUAAUCAAUAGUUUUGUCCUGUUAAUUCUGCAUAUUUAUUAAAGUAAUCAUUAUACAAUGUUCUGAAGGAAAUAAUAGUUAAAAUGCCUAAUGCAUUUUCAGCGUGGGAGAGCAGCGGCGGUGCAUUGGAGGGCGAUGGGAGCGGGGCGGGGGGAGUGGGGGGCGCGGGGGCGCGCGAGGGGGAGGCGGGCGGGGGCGGGGGCGGCGCGGGGGGCGAGGGGUGGGCACAGUUUGACGCGCCCGCACACGACGAUCAUUUCUGGCCGUACACGCAACAAAACACAUCGCACGAUGAUAUCGAAGAGAAUAUGCGCAAUCUACAACUGGAAAACGAUUUCUCGAGACUGGAGGGGUCCAGCGUGGAGUUGGCCAACAAACUGUUGACCGCCAUGAGCUCCAUGCCCCCGCACCUGCUCGCCUCCCUCGUCUCCCCCGCCUCUCCCGCCCCCGUGACCCCUCCGGUCCCCGAUGAUAAAUUGGACCCCUUCGAAGAUGACUUCGUGGCGAAAGAGACCCCUGCGAUCGUCGAAGAAGCUACGACGGAACAGAAAACUGACCCUCCGUCGAUCGAUGGAAGUAAAUCUGAAGAGAAGAGCCCUGAACCUCGGAAGGAAACGGAACCGAGCGAAGAUCCCGCGCAGCGAGCCGAAGAAACUAUCCCCGAGACUCCCUCCGUCGAUGCGCCGCUCGAAAAUUGUUCCGCGCCCGCGACCGAGUGCUCCGACGACCGGAGAUGAUCGCUCGUGGUCCCCUAGAUCGCCCCCCGCCCCCUCCCCUCCCCCUCGCCGUCCCCUGGUCCUCGAUGCGGCGCCCCUGGCGGCCGUCGACGGCGACAGUGAUCCAGCGAAGAAUACGUAUUCGUGAUUAGGCAAUUCGCAGUUGAUGUCGUUUUAGUUAAUUGUAUAUAUAUAUAUACAUAAAACAAUAUCAAAUAAAAAAAUAUCUGUUUAGAAAAAGACGAAUGAUUACGUUCGAUUCGAUCGUGACGUUUCGUUAGAUUUAUAAAGUCGUCCGUUCAUUAGGAGUUCAAUCUCGCUCCCG